UUGUCCAAAUCCAUCUCUUUACAUUUACAUAUUCAUGGCUUUGCAAAAUAAUGCAGCACUUCUAAUCUUUAUUGCAAUCACCUUCUGUGCAGUCUCCGUCUCCGCCAAAGAGUUCGUGGUCGGUGACGCUAAGGGCUGGGCUGUUGGUCCUUGCUACAAAACAUGGGCUAAAGAUAAGGCAUUCUCCAUCGGAGACGUUCUAGUAUUUAACUACAAGAAAGGUGAACACGACGUAUUAAGAGUGAACAAAGAAUCUUUCGAAUCCUGCGAUGCAUCGUCUCCUCUUUCAACUAAUGACUCUGGAGAAGACAUCGUCAACCUGAUGGAACCAGGCGAAUAUUACUUCAUAUGCGGGAAACCUGGGCAUUGCCAAGAUGGUCAGAAGCUUAGUAUCCAGGUUGCAUGAAACUGUUCAUCCAAAAGAGUAGACUCGAUCAACUUCUCAGCUUCUCUUGUCGAUGAAGAUGCAUGGGAAAUAAAUUAAUAAAACCUAUAAUAAAGAUUGUUAGUAGAAAAGAUUUAAGUUUCAAUAUGUAGACUUUGUUUCCUCCCUGGAAACACAUUUCUUUAGUUUAGUAAAUUAAAGAAUAAAGUUUUUUUGGUUAAAUAUA
This is a messenger RNA of Jatropha curcas, 611 nucleotides long. The record is from RefSeq and is a predicted model, not a curated record. Lineage: Eukaryota; Viridiplantae; Streptophyta; Magnoliopsida; Malpighiales; Euphorbiaceae.